Messenger RNA from Vanessa tameamea, 754 nucleotides. RefSeq lists its product as uncharacterized. The record is from RefSeq and is a predicted model, not a curated record. NCBI's taxonomy places the organism in Eukaryota, Metazoa, Arthropoda, Insecta, Lepidoptera, Nymphalidae. The transcript is spliced from 5 exons. Bases 151 to 693 code for a protein of 180 amino acids.
GUGUAAAGAAUGAUGUCUGUCGAUUUUUCGCGUAUUUAAUUUCAAAUUACUGUAGAAAUAGAUAAUUUAAAUGGGUUAAAUCAAUUAAAAAUAACGAAUAUAUAAUUCAUAUUUGUGUUACGUCCUUUUUAAACUAUAAACACAAAAAAAAUGGAAUCCGAGACUAGUCGUACACUGCGACGUCAUAAGCAGGAAGAAGACACCUGGCGGCGACGUUGUGGCUGUCUCCGGACCAGCGAGAAAUUGAAACAGAUUCUUGAUUCGUUUCCCCCACCCCCACCACCAACACCAGACCAUGCAGAGAAGAAGUCCAUUACCCCUCUAGGAAAUAAUUGUAUAUCCGCAUAUUGCACACAUGUUCAUCAAACUUGCCCGUCAACUAAAUUGGGGAGAUUUUGCGAAGAAUCAUCAGAAAUUUGCGCAGAGCAAUCUUUAAAAGUAAAUAGUCAUUCGUGGCGAAUUGUGACCGAGCUGGUGCAACUGCUCCAGCUGUCGGUGACCGCGACUGCGCUGGCGUUGUACUACCUAAUUUACUGCUACAUGCAAUUAAUCUAUUACACUUUGAGGAGCGCUUUGUACUUUCAUAAUGCUGAUGGUGCAAUGAAGAUAACAAUAGGCGUUGUUACAAUAACGUCCAUAUUUGUCGCCUUUAACCUGAUAAUAAGACUCGAACGCUUCAUUGGAGUAUUUUAAAGAUAAAUUAAUGCAAUUUUGUAUUUCGUUAGGACAUUGCUUUAAUACAUUUUUAUUAAUC